Limulus polyphemus (Atlantic horseshoe crab) is the source of this 1677-nucleotide messenger RNA. Its product is annotated as UNC93-like protein. NCBI's taxonomy places the organism in Eukaryota, Metazoa, Arthropoda, Merostomata, Xiphosura, Limulidae. Gene Ontology annotation, molecular function: potassium channel regulator activity. Gene Ontology annotation, cellular component: striated muscle dense body; plasma membrane. The record is from RefSeq and is a predicted model, not a curated record. The transcript is spliced from 3 exons. Gene Ontology annotation, biological process: regulation of muscle contraction; regulation of potassium ion transport. Bases 487 to 1677 code for a protein of 396 amino acids.
AGUGUUCUCGUUUAGAGUGUUUACCACACACACAGCUUGCACGCACUCCGCGGUUCUGAAUAAACAGAAAUAACACCUCCGAGUCAGGUAUGAUGUACCGUAGUCAACUAAACCUAACCUGCGUGGAUAAAAGAAACGAUUUGUUCGUCAUUAUUUGUGUAAAAAUGUAACCCGUCACAGUUUUGUUUGAGUUUUAGAAUUAAGAAACUGUCGCUUUAGUCCGGAAUUUUUGGAACACUGGCUUCAUCAGUUCCUCAUUAUCGUAUGUGUAUAAACAAACAAAAAAAAACUUUCUGAAAUUCUGUUUUGGCAAUAUCUUCACGCUUUAUCUGAUUUAAAAAUAUCGAUUGCGAAGGAAGUCUUGUGAACAAUUGGCUGCUUAAAGCCGUGAGUUGUUUAUGUCUUUUUAAGCAAAACAUCCAGGAGAUUUUUUUCUUUCUCAACAGAGAAAUAAAAAUCAUUACGUGUUGACGUAAGGAAACAAAGAUGGCUGCCAAAGCUGUAGAAAGAUGUAAAUCUCCCGAAGAGGCUCAGCUGCUGAGUCCAAAGCCAAAGGAGAAUACCGAGCAAUUGACGAUUGAAGUCAGGUACGAGGGGCCAAGAAUUUGCACUUCGAACCGACUAAAACCGAAAACAGCCGAAGCUCCCGAAGUUCUUGACGAAACUCACAACCACUUAAACGGAGAUCAGCUAGGAUCUGUGACUACAGAAAGACAGUUAGUAAAGAACAUUGUAAUCUUGGGGAUAGCUUUCGCUUGUGUGUUUAGCUCAUUUUCAGCGUUACAAAGCCUUCAGAGCUCACUGUUUCAACAAAGUGCGCUAGGCCUAAAAGCAUUGUGUUGUGUUUACGGCCUAACAGUUAUUUCAACAUUAUAUGCCCCGAUUUUUGUGCACAAAGUGACUCCCAACUGGGCCAUCACGCUCUCUUUCGUCAUGGUGGCGCUGUUCACUUCCACUUUCUUUUAUCCUCGAUUCUACACUCUUGUUCCCAGUGCUGUUCUAGUAGGACUGACUUUUGGACCUCUUUUCAGCGCCCAAACAUCAUUUCUCAUGCACUUGGUAUCCAAGAUCACGUGUUUGACAGAAGAAAUCCGUGAGAAAGUCCAGCAACGCUUUUUGCGGCUUUUUUACCUUUUGUAUAACCUCAGUCGCAUUAUAGGGAACUUAUUGACAGCUCUGGUUCUACGGUACUCAGGUGACGUCUAUGUCUACAUGACAAAGAAACUUCACCAUUAUGACCACACCCCAUCAAUGACAGUCAGCUACCAGCUACACGAUACUCAGAUGUCUGUUUCCUUGUCAAGAGAUGUCACGGGGCCAUCUUUUUGCCGUAACGUUGAAUGUCAAACUGGUGAAGUUUUAAGAAGUACACCAAACUUCAUUUUUCUUCUCCCAUCAAAUACCAGUUUCGUGCUUGUCAGUAUUUACUUAGGCUUAGUCCUUACAGGAGUUGCCCUGGUGGCGACCAUGUUGGAUAAGUUUGAAGUCUAUGUUUAUCAGGAUCCUCUAGAGAGGUCACUGUGGUCAAGAGCUCUUAGAAAAAUGGCCGUAUUGUUGUUUGACCCUAAUCAACCUUUGCUGCUUCCACUGGUAUUUUUUAUCGGAAUGGAGCAAGGAUUCAUAUAUGCUACUUUUACACAGGUAUUCAUUGAUAAUAUCGGUGUAGAUAUUCAUUAA